UAAUACAGUAUAAUGAUCUUAAGUGUUCACCCGAAACUUUUCUUCUCCAGAAGAUUAAAAAUAAUCACAGUGGACCCUUCUGAAGAAGCCACAUUGAGAUCAUCUGGACUUCCAGGAUAAAAACAUGAGAAGAAAAGGUCCUCAUUCCCCAUAAUCUGCUAGUUGGAUUAAUUUAUAAACCACGAAUGGAGGUUUCCUGUGUCAUUUUCAGUUGAGUUUAUGGAAUUCAGCCUGAGGUGAAAAUGCUUCAAGUCACAGCAUGUAAGAGACAUCGUUCCCACAGAUUGGCCUUCUAUUGAUGGACAUUGCACAUUAUUACAUCGUGGCCAAACCUUUGACUCAGCCAAGAACAUCCUUCCUUGCUGUGGAUGAGGACACCAUGCCUACCGCAAUGAUCGCCAAACUUGAUAAAAAUGGAACCCUCUCUGCACUUCUCGGGCAGACUAAGGAAUGUCAUGUGGAUUCUGAGUUCAGAUAUCUAUUGUUUACUGUCUACUACAGCAUCAUUUUCAUUCUGGGCUUUGUAGCGAACACCUAUGUGCUGUGGCUUUUCACUCGGCUUUAUGCUAGGAAGAAAUUAAAUGAAAUAAAAAUAUUCAUAGUCAACUUAACAACGGCUGACUUACUUUUCCUGGUUACACUGCCAAUGUGGAUUGUUUAUUACAACAACAAAGGGAACUGGAUCAUGCCCAGCUUUCUGUGUAAUAUAGCUGGCUACUUAUUUUUCGUCAAUACGUACUGCUCUGUGGCGUUCCUGGGAGUCAUAACAUACAAUCGUUACCAAGCCGUCACAAGGCCCAUUUCAACCAUUCAAUCCAGCACACGAAGAAGAGGAAUUUAUGUUACAUUGGCUAUCUGGGUCCUAAUAGGUGUUCCUUCCAUCUACUUUUUAGUUGAUGAUGGCACAACUGCUGAGGGGCAUCUGAUUCGCUGUUUUGAACGCUAUGACACCACCGGUAAUACAACUCCUAUUUUUGCCUUCCAUGUGAUUAUUUGUAUUUGUUUCUUCGUUGCUUUCCUGCUUGUCUUGGUAUGCAAUACUUUCAUUAUCCGGACAUUGCUUUCAAAACCAGCGCAAACUCGGAGGAACACUCGGGUCAGGCAACGGGCUCUUUGGUUAGUGACUAUAGUUUUGACUGUCUUCAUUCUCUGUUUUGUGCCCCACCACAUGGUGGAUCUACCCUGGACUUUGAUGGUUCUGAACAUGUGGGACAUAAGCUGCCAAAGGCAAAAACUAUUAAAUGAUAUCCACCAGGUUACCCUUGUUCUUCUGGGUGCCAACUGUGUCUUAGAUCCUAUCAUUUAUUGUUUUCUCACAAAAAAAUUCAGGAAACAUCUUUCUGAUAAUUUGAAAAGCAUAAAAGACAGUCGAAAAUGUUCCAGGCAAACAACUGAGACUGGAAUGGAAGGGAUGGUACAAUUAGACAAUUGUUGUCCUGCAUCCCCCAAACCUUAAAAGUAUUUUGAAUGCAACAUGGAGGAAGGUACUUCUGUAACAGCAAAAAAAUGCCAAAGAACAUACAUUUGGUUAUAAUUUGCAUGUUAAGGGACAAACAUAUACUGCAUACAAAUUAGGAAAUACAAUGUUUCCUUACAAAGAGUAAAGAUGAUAAUUGGGAGCUUUGUGUGCGUAUUUGAUUUGCUGCCCAGAUGCUAACUAAAGAUGACUAGCUUCUGGGACCUACUUUUCAUUCUUAAGGAAAUGGACUGAACAUCUACAUUGAGAGACCUUCUGACUGAAAAUUGUAAAGUAGAAUGAAACAAUAACUUUCUUACAGAAGAGCAACAUUUACUUAUCAGUAACAAGUAAAAGUUAAUGACUAGCAAGACUCCUUGGCAACUUAGGGUUGCAACUCUUGUCUAAAAACAGCGAGAACUGGAGGCCACGUAACACAAAUGCAAGAUCUCUGAAAGGAGACGCCUGAUCUCAAAUGAGAUGACUUUGGGUAUUUGGGGAAGAAUUUGUGAAUUUCUUAUUUGAAAGAUGGAUAUUUACACUGUUGUAGUUGUGAUGCAAUAUUUGAUAAUCAGUAUUUUUUUUUUCAUCCUGAAAUACUUCUAAACUCUUGGGCAUCAUUUGGCACAUAUCAGGUCUUUUUUGGGACUUAGUGCCAAUACUUAGGACAGUUCUCAUGGGUAUACUCUUUCUCUUGCUCUUUUGCCAUUCCUUCAUAUCAAGAAAGGCUGAGAGAUACAAACCAAAACUUAUACACUUACAACUUAACACUUAUGGGUUAGCCAAGAAUCCAUAUGCAAAUUUAGAAGUUGAGAUAGGAAACAAGAAGACCUAUCUGGAGUAUGAGAGAACAAUUCCUCUAGGUCCCUCAAAAAUGAAUUCUCUCUCUUUUUUUUUUUUGCAAUCUUAUCUAUGUUAAAAUAAAAGCUAUAUUACAAGCUUAGAUGAAAUUAAGACUUCUGGCAUAUUACGCCCGUUUCAAUGUAUUUUUCUUCUCCGCAUCUGUAACCUUUCACAAUUUGACAGACACACAUCUGAGACAGGAGCUUCUUGUACACAUGAAGGUUGUUCUUGGUUUAGAAUGCUGAAUAUGAUAAGGCAUGUUUGGCUUUCUUAGGAGACCCAACUGUUGCCUAAUAUUUAAUUUCUAUCCAUUGCUUUGUAAUAGACUAACCUUAAAAUGUUCAAAAAUGCAAGUAGUAAUGAUUGUUUUAUUAAAUGUCUGAAUUAGUAGACAUGUGACUUUUAUAAUGUUGUACAAUGAAGGAGUAUGGAUCACUAAUGAAAAAGUGAUGAUGAAGAAAGUAUUUAUAGCCAAUAAAUACUGUUCAUUUUUUAAAGAUAAAAACUUACCAGUAUCUCCAUUUUUGUAUUGAAGACUAUAAAAGACAAGCAUAGCCUAGUUCGUUCAGGAAGGGAAAAAAGACUGAAAUGUAUAGCUGGUAACACUUUUAUUAGAGCCACAAUGUCAGAAAAGAUUAUCCAAGAUUUGAAGCUCUCCAGGCUUCCAACUUUAAUAUAAUUUUUGGUCUCUGUCCCCAGAAAAGACAGACACUUUUGAGUGAGGAUGAAUUCUCCAAACUUUGUUCUCCAGAUAUGUUACCAAUGUUUUGAUUUAUGGUUCUAUUUUCUUAAUGGAUAUCAGUGUGGGGAAAAAAGAACAAAAUGUCUUCAGUACAGAGUUCUCAUGCUUUCACUAAGAGUCAAGAACAAAAGCCUUUUGGAUCAUACCUCUGGCAGAAAAUUGCCUAAAUAGGUGAUUGAGUUAUGGGCAGAAGGAGAAGGGUAGCAGAAGGGUACACUCAGCAGUUGUAGAAAAUGAGCAGGUUGAGGGAGGGUUCAAAUGCAUCAUCAGUCUCUUAGCGCCCAUAAGCAAUCUAAGUCCAGCCCACCUUGACUUCCUUAUUUACUGCCAAAUUACUUUAACCGCUAGUUCAAAUUCUUGUAGAGACCUUAAGCUUGCAAUAAAUCUUUAUACCCAUUCAAACUCCCUGGAUUUCCUGAUUUCUCUGGUGCUUGACGGCAGCUAUGAUACUUCCCACCAUCAAUCUCUUUCUUUCUGUGCUUAUAUUGUUUAUUUGUAAUACAGACAACUAUCAUGUCAGCUUACCUCUGAGUAUGUCUGGAUUCUGCAUUUCACUUGCCAGAAAUGAUCUUUAUCUAAAAUGUUCUCAAAUAGUUCAGUUUGGAACUCCUGCAUUUUUAAUUACUACCAACUUGAGAUUUGUUAAAAAGCACAUCAGAAGUUUUAUUCUAAUUGUGAAGCUCUUGUAUAAAUAAAUAUAAAUUAAAUAUAAAUAAA
Molecule: messenger RNA, 3758 nt
Organism: Pantherophis guttatus
Lineage: Eukaryota; Metazoa; Chordata; Lepidosauria; Squamata; Colubridae
Gene: PTAFR
Product: platelet activating factor receptor
Biological process (GO): chemotaxis; G protein-coupled receptor signaling pathway
Cellular component (GO): membrane
Molecular function (GO): G protein-coupled purinergic nucleotide receptor activity; platelet activating factor receptor activity
Source: RefSeq, a predicted model, not a curated record